CCGACAGCAGCUCCUGCAUGUUGAGCAGAUAUCACAAAUUGAAAUGGCAGCAAGAGGUCUUGGAUUCGUCUACUCGGCGGCGAUCCCUGCAGCGAUCGGCUACGGUCUGCUGCAAUCCUCCAUCUACGACGUCAAGGGCGGCACGCGGGCCGUAAUCUUCGACCGGCUAUCGGGUGUCAAGGAGACAGUAGUCAACGAGGGGACGCACUUCCUUAUCCCAUGGCUGCAGAAGGCCAUCAUCUUUGACGUGCGGACCAAACCGCGCAUCAUCCCGACGACGACGGGCAGCAAGGAUCUGCAGAUGGUCAGCUUGACGCUGAGAGUUUUGCACCGGCCCGAGGUGAAGGCGCUGCCCAGGAUCUACCAGAGCCUCGGCCAAGAUUACGACGAGCGCGUGCUCCCGUCCAUUGGCAACGAAGUGCUCAAAUCGAUUGUGGCGCAAUUUGACGCGGCCGAGCUGAUCACGCAGCGCGAGGCCGUCUCGGAGCGGAUCCGGGCGGACCUGAUGAAGCGGGCGAGCGAGUUCAACAUUGCGCUCGAGGACGUGUCCAUCACGCAUAUGACGUUCGGCAAAGAGUUCACCAAGGCGGUCGAGCAGAAGCAGAUUGCACAGCAGGACGCCGAGCGGGCGCGCUUCAUUGUCGAGAAAGCCGAGCAGGAGCGCCAGGCCAACGUCAUCCGCGCCGAGGGCGAGGCCGAGAGCGCCGACAUCAUCAGCAGGGCCAUCGCCAAGAGCGGUGAGGGCCUGAUCCAGAUCCGCAAAAUUGAGGCGAGCAGGGAGAUUGCCCAGACGCUGGCCAGCAACCCCAACGUGGCGUAUCUGCCGGGCGGCGGCAAAGGGACGAAUCUGCUGAUGAACGUAGGCAAGCCAUAGGUGGGAGUGGGCGUGGGAGGACGGUGUUGAUGACACGAUAAGUCGGAUGAGUGCUGUGUAUUACUACUCUAUGACUGCUAUAUAUUCCCCUUUCUGCUCAUUCCAGGGUCUGCGUAUCCAUCAGUUGCCAACACGCUGGCGCUGUUCUCGGCGUCAACGGGUUUGCUGGCCAUCGUUUCCAAGACGUGUUGUGUCAGACAUCAGCGCCUAACUAUGACAAAGGAUAGGCUAUCUUUGGUCUGUGGAACACUUCCAAAGUGAAGGGCGAUGAUAUCUGGAUGUGCUCCGGAUAUAAUAUUGAGCUCCUAACCCUCCAAGCAUCUUUGGAAAAGAGAUCCC
Messenger RNA from Parathielavia appendiculata, 1213 nucleotides. RefSeq lists its product as uncharacterized. The transcript has 2 exons. NCBI's taxonomy places the organism in Eukaryota, Fungi, Ascomycota, Sordariomycetes, Sordariales, Chaetomiaceae. Gene Ontology annotation, cellular component: membrane; mitochondrion. Bases 44 to 874 code for a protein of 276 amino acids. Gene Ontology annotation, biological process: mitochondrion organization. The record is from RefSeq and is a predicted model, not a curated record.